AUGUCCAACAAGUCCCCUGUUUUCCCCAUCCCAGACCCCCAACACUUCAGCGACUAUGGCUUUGACCCUCAAAUCAACUAUUUUCAGGUAUUGGAGGAAGCCAUGAAGCACAAGCGCGAGACAGCGAGAUCCAUCGACUCCAUCCACUUCAAGCUCCAGAAGCCCAUUUCCAAGGACGACUCCCGGAGCAAAGCCCACAGGUCCAGGAAGAAGCGCUGGUGGAGAAGCGCCCUCCUCUUUUUUAAGUGGCGCUGGGUCCACCACCGCAACGACGACAACAACAACAUUAACGAAGAUGACAUCCACCAGGCCCGGGCCCGGGCGUUCCGGGCCUCCAUAUCGGGUCCUGUGUACUGGACCGAGAGCCGAAGCGGCUCCGCUACGCCCUACCGCACCUCCAGCCGCCCUUCCUCCGGACCCCUAGCCGGAACUCUGACGCCGCCGGUCAAGGGUGACGUGGACACGCCGUACUUGAGUCUAAGAGAACUCAACAUGGAACAACAAGAACAACUUCAGCGGAGGAUGUCUACCUCGGCCAUGCCCAUAUACAUGGUCACUUAG
Molecule: messenger RNA, 561 nt
Organism: Sphenostylis stenocarpa
Lineage: Eukaryota; Viridiplantae; Streptophyta; Magnoliopsida; Fabales; Fabaceae
Source: the annotation of a GenBank genome assembly